AUUCGUGCAGGUUUUUUAUUUUUAUUAUUAUUAUUUUAUCUUUUUUGGGGAGGGGAAACGGGGGGGCGUAUGGCAGGAAGAUGGGGAUAUGGCAAGGAGAGGGGGAUAUGGAGAGGAGGAGGAGGAUGUGGACGAGGAGGACGACGAGGAUAGCGAGGACGGCAAGGAGGAGUCGAGAUGGGGGAGGAGAAGAGAUGGACGGAGGGAAAAGAGUAAGGGCAGGAGGAGGAGGAGGAGACAUGAACGGCGAGGAAGGGGAGGACACGAGGAAGGGGAGGGCACGACGAAGGGAAGGAGACGAGGAGGCAUGGAAGAUGAGGAAGCACGAGGAGGAGGAGGAGACAAGGAGGAUGAGGAAGGGCAGGAGGAGGAGGACGAACACGAGGAGGAGGAGGAGGAGGAGGAGGAGGAGGAGGAGACAAAAAGGAGAAGGGAGGAGGAGACAUGGAGGAUGAGGAAGGGGAGGAGUAGCAAGGUUAGUGUGGUCGUCGGGUCUCGAUCCGGAAGGUCUGUCGAGUAGGGGCCGUAGCUGUAGGUUAGUGUGGUCAUCGGGUCUCGAUCCUUAAGGUCU
Chara braunii is the source of this 571-nucleotide messenger RNA. Lineage: Eukaryota; Viridiplantae; Streptophyta; Charophyceae; Charales; Characeae. The record is from the annotation of a GenBank genome assembly.